CAGUCGAGGCGCUUACGAGUCUCGGGCCAGUCUGAGGCACGCGCCCUCCGCGCCUGCUCGCCCUCGCGCCGCUCUCUCCACGUCCCUCGGCCGACACAUGGCACGCACACCUUAGCCCUGUUGUUAUGGAAAAGCGCGGCGCCAGCGGCCGCGGCGAGCCCAUACCCAGCAUACUGAAGAAACCGAAACCGCCCCGUGGCGAUCUCGUAAACAAAAGCACGAAGAUCAAAGGUGAGAAGACCAGCUCGAGGAAGAAUGGAGAUGUGAACCAUUCGUUGUCGCACGGCUGCACGCCGCUUAUGUACGCCUGUCAGCAAGCCGACUAUAGGACUGUUGUUGACAUCCUCAACAAGGACCCAUCAUCGGCGCGAGUCCGUGACCGAGCGCAGCGCUGUGCGUUGCACUACUGCGCGGCGAGUGGGGCUGCGCGCGCCGCUGCACGUGCGGCUUGCGCGGACCGCGUGCUGAUGGCUGCGCCGGCGCUGGCGGAUGCGCGCGACGCUGACGGCCUCACGCCGUUACAUCUCGCUGUCGUGCAUGGCAACGUGCCACUCGUGCAGACCCUUUUGGCUGCGGGCGCUGACGUCAACGCCAGAGACAACGAACAGCAUACCGUCGUGCAUUGGGCUACUGUGUGCGGCGAGGUGGGGGCCCUGCGUGCGGUGCUUGCGGCGGGCGCAGAUGCGGCCACGCCCGACCAGCACGGCGGCUACCCAUUGCACUACGCCGCGCAAAUGUGUGGUGCACCCGCAGCCACCGAUCACCAGAGCCGUGGCGCUGCGCUGGAGGUGCUACGUGCGCUAGUGCGCGAGGGCGGCGCGAGCGUGGCGGUCCGAGACGCUGACGGGCGUACACCGCUACUCUGGGCCGCCAGUGCCGGUUCCGCCGCAGCGGUGCUCGCACUGCACCAGGCUGGCGCCAGGGUCGACGAUGCUGAUAGGGACGGCUUAACGGCAUUGCACUGUGCAGCAGCGCGUGGACAUACAGAAGCUCUGGAGACGUUAGUAGGACUGUGUGGUGCUCGCGUUGACAUGGCGGAUUCCCACGGCUGCACGCCGCUGCACUACGCCGCUGCGCUGGGCCACGCAGACGCGACCUCCGAGCUACUGGAACAUGGCGCAGACGCCCAUCGUCAAGACAGAAGAGGCCGUAGCCCAGCGCACACUGCCGCCGCUAAAGGACAAAUAGAAACCGUUCGUAUACUAGGGGCAAGGGGCGCCAAUUUAUGGCUGCGUAACUCUAAGGGUGAUUUACCACUACAUGAAGCUGUUGCAUCAGGACGUAGAGAAUUGGUGAAGUGGCUUUUGGACGGAAGGCCUUCCCAAGUCAAUGCAACUAAUCACGAAGGACGCACUCCACUUCAUAUCGCAGCCGCCAGCGAUAACGCCGAUCUUUGUCGUAUGUUACUUGAUCGCGGCGCUGAAGUCAACCUUGUUGCAAGAUCUUCCAAGAACGAACCUUUAACACCGUUAGACUGUGCAACUAGUCGAGGCCACAGGUCGACUGCAAAGUAUUUGCAAAUGCACGGCGGUUUACCUGCUUCCAAACUAUCAAAUACUGAACUAAUAAUCGACGGUGCUUCUAUCACAGGAUUACCACAACGUAAAGUGACCAGCACAAAAAUUGAUGUACGUGAUCGUAUUAGAAUAGAAAAAAAAGAAGUAGUCGAGCUUUCAAGCCCUUCAUUAGAAAGGCGACGCACAAAAGAAAGAAAUAACGAUUAUUAUACUAAUGAUUCUUCUUCUGAUGACAGGAAAACUCGAAAACGAUUUGAAGAAAAAUACCAAACCCGAAAAAAAACACAACUUAAGUCCCAAAAAAGUUUCAGUGAUGGUUAUGACAGUGAAUUCGAAGUUUGUCAUAAGAGAGAAAAACCAAAAUACAAACGAAGGCCCGAAAGUAAAAAAAGUAGAUCUAAAAGUGAACCAUCGAGACGGCAUAGCAAAAGUGCAAAACAUCAUCGUCGUUAUCGCUCGACAUCGGAGAGUUCAUCAGAUACUGACAGUCACGAAGAGAGAAAAAAGAAACGUACUAGACAUAAGCGAGGUAGAAGAAAAACAAGCAGUUCAUCAGAAAAUAGUAGUUCAGAAUCGAGCGAUAGAAGGAGCACAAAAAGAAAAGGUAAGAAAACAUCUAUUCACAUUGAACACGAUGAUGAAAAACAGAAAGUAAACAUAGUGAAAUAUAAAAAUAUGGAUAACAAACGAAGCCUUGAAUCAAACGAAAAUAAGGUUGGCAGUUCUUUAGACGUACCCAAGACCCCGGCAGAAACAGACAAAGAACUAGGAACAAUCAUACCGAAAAGUUUCAGUGAAACUGAAACCGAUGCUAUUUCGGUAAAAACAAACAUGGUAGUUACAGAAGCACAAAUACAUAUGGAGCGCGAAUCUACACUUAAUGGUAGUUCUGAACUAAUCGUAAAAAUGGAUUCAUCAAAUAAUGUUGCUAUAGAGACAUCAAAUUUAUCUGUAACUCAUAAGGAUUUAAAUGAAGACGCCAAAACUAAUUUAGAAAAUAACAGUGACGAAAUUGUUAAUGAAAACGAACAAAAAAUAGAAGUCGAUAGUGCAAAAGUAGAUGAAGCAAAGGAUGAUCCUCCAACGGAAGUAAGUUUAACCAAGGAAGAAAUUAAAGAGGAAAACGCUUUGAAAACAUUAGAUAAUUCUACAGAAAACUCACAAGAAACUAGGGAUAUUCCUGAAGAUGAAAGCAAGCCUGAGGUAUUAACAGUAAUAAGUGGAAAUCAAAAAACUGAAUUGAACAAAGAAGAAAAACAGCAGUCACUAUCGGACGUCGAUAAGAAUUCCAAAUCAAGGCCAUCUUCUGCGGAUAAAAGUAAAGAAACUCUCUCUGGACAGAAUUCUAAUGAAGAAUCGCCUCGCAAAAGAUCCUUUCAUAUUUUAUCUGGGCCAGAUGAUACAAGCAAAAGUGAUAAUUUACCCCUUGAUAAACAAAGCAUAGAAAUUGUUAGCGGUGAUAAUUUAGGAUCUCAAGAUAAAAGUAGCUCACCAUCAGUGUCGUUUGCCAAAAAAGAUGAAAUAUUCAAAAUUAACGGCUCUGAUAAUUCAUCCGAUCAUUUGAUGGGCGAAGAGGUUGAACACACUGAAAUUCAAGUAGAAUUGAAUGAGAAGAGUGGAAAUGGGGCAAGUGAGGUUAAUAAUCAAGAGGAAAAAAGAUCACUAUAUGCAUCUACCACGUCGAGUAGCAGCGAUGUGGCACGAAGCGUCGAUAAGAGUAAGGUGAAACAAUCUCGCGGUGGUACGCUCAGUGUCGAUCGUGCAGUUCAGCAAAUUAUAAUGCCAAGUGGAUCCGAAGAAUAUCAAGAAAAUGAAUUGUUACCACUCACCUCUCCUAAACAAUCACGAAAAACCUCAAGAGAUAGCCAAGUAAGUAGUCGGAAAAGUAGCAUAUACGAAACUGAAAGUUAUAAAGUACUGUCAGAUGCCACUAAUGCUGUUGAAGGUAUUUUAAAAAAAUCUAGCAUAAUGGAUGAGGGUUCUAUAGAAGAAGAUAAAUUCGGUACUGAGGAUAAAAUAACUCUUCUCAGAGAAAAUUUUUUCGGUAGAGUGCCUAGUGUUAGCGACAAUGAGAUUUAUUACAGCCAUUCUGAAGCUGACGGACGUCGUAAGCGAUUUCGAAAGAAAGGUCGGACGAAAAGUCGAAUAACAAUAAGGUCCAAAAGUGAAAAUUCGGAAAGAGGUUAUGAAUCUAGCGGGUUGAUGGAUUCUGGAUUCGAACCUAGUCCUAGACCGGUACAAAGAUGUAUCAUGAGUCCACGGCUUAAUGCUUACUACCAACAGAGAAAUGCAAGUGGGAAAUUUCGCGGGAGACCAGACAGCAGGAUACCCGUUCGGAAACCUGGCGAUAAAAAUGCCGUGGAUAUGAGGACUGUAACACAAAGAAUACAAACUAAUAUGAGACGGUAUUAUUGCGAACGAAAAAUAUUUCAGCAUCUGUUAGAACUUAAACGGUUGCAAAUAAGAACCAGCAAGACAAAUGAAGCAGUACUGGUAAAGAGAGCAAUUGACGAAUAUAAUAAAUCUAGUCUGGCCAACGUCGGACUGGGUCCGUACAAUAAUCCCGAUUAUUCAUUUAGUAGUUUUGAAAAGUUUCUUUACGAUAGUUUAAGAAAAUUGCAGAAAAGUGGAAAGAGACAUUUAGAUAAACUGCCAGAAAAACCGUUGGAUUUUGAUUACGGCGAAAGUGAAUUAUAUAAGAUGGCUGCUAUUCCAGACAACCCUUGUUUAUGCACCAGCAAGACCCAUCGAUGUUUUCAUGCUGUACAUGCUUAUACUGGAAUACCAUGUUCUGCAUAUAUUCCAUACAAAUGGAAUCACCAUACGAUGCCCAAACCGUCAACGGCGGGGCCGAGUACUAAAUCAAAAGGCUUCUUACCAAAGAUCAACUCGAAACCACCGACUGGUGCCAGCAAGGCCCACGUUACUCUGGAAGUGUCUCACGGCACAGAAAAACAGUUAAUCGCACUUCCUGCAGAGAAGCUGGAUAAAAACAAAAGAUAUUACGUGACGUUUACGGUUAAAGGUUCCGAGCCAACGUCGGAUGACAACGCCGCACCAAGCCCCAAUAAUAAAAGUAUACGAAGUGGCUAAUUGUUAUUGAUUUAAUAUAUAUAGAUAAAUGUUGUUUGCUAUGCAUGAAUUAACGUGUUAUAAAAAUAUCUAAAUUAAAAUUCGAGCAUUAACAGUACAUUACCUAUGUAUUUUGUUGUUUGUAGAACGUUAACAGAUUAUUUGUAUCGAUGUUAUAUUUUUUUAAGAAAGCUAGAAUUUCCUAACCAUCAAAAUUGAAGAAUUGAAAUGAUAAACUUGC
This is a messenger RNA of Papilio xuthus (Asian swallowtail), 4830 nucleotides long. Its product is annotated as ankycorbin. Bases 126 to 4610 code for a protein of 1494 amino acids. NCBI's taxonomy places the organism in Eukaryota, Metazoa, Arthropoda, Insecta, Lepidoptera, Papilionidae. Gene Ontology annotation, molecular function: protein binding. The transcript has 8 exons. The record is from RefSeq and is a predicted model, not a curated record.